Messenger RNA from Prorocentrum cordatum, 450 nucleotides. Lineage: Eukaryota; Dinophyceae; Prorocentrales; Prorocentraceae. The record is from the annotation of a GenBank genome assembly.
AUGGGCAUCCAAAGGCGCAAGGCGGACCCCCCGGUCGCCCGCCGCGUCCCACAGGGCCGGCAGCGCAGAGGCCGGCGAGGCCACCAUGGAGAUGCCCAAGCAGGUCCGAGACUGGGCGCAAAAGCGUCAGGAUCCUGGAUGAGCUUCACGAACCGGGGCUUCAGCAUCGGCCCCCGCUUCGCCGAGAAGACCGAGCCAUCGUCAUGCAUGGGCCGCCACGACCCCAACAUUGGCAGCAUGUCCGUCUGGGACACGGAGUCGGCCUUCCCGACCAGACAGGUCUGCGCGCAGCACCUGUCCUCCGUGGCGCACACCAUGGGUGCCCGCCGCGCGGACCCCACGGCGCCGAGGCCGCCAGAGGCGGCCCCAGGCCCGGGCACCUACGAGGGCCGGCCAGGCUUCGCCCAGGAGCUGAUGCAGAGGCUGGCGAAGAGCCCCAAGAGCAUGUAG